Setaria italica (foxtail millet) is the source of this 2049-nucleotide messenger RNA. Its product is annotated as protein O-linked-mannose beta-1,4-N-acetylglucosaminyltransferase 2. NCBI's taxonomy places the organism in Eukaryota, Viridiplantae, Streptophyta, Magnoliopsida, Poales, Poaceae. Gene Ontology annotation, molecular function: glycosyltransferase activity. The transcript is spliced from 3 exons. The record is from RefSeq and is a predicted model, not a curated record. Bases 264 to 1715 code for a protein of 483 amino acids.
GUCUCCUUCCUCCCCUUCAGCUAAGCAUAGCAUCUCGAGCCUUCCUUCCUCUGCUUGCUUGUCCUCGCUCCCCGUUCCCAUUCCCUGCCAGCUCGCCUUCUCCUUUCUUCUUCGGAGAGAGAGAGAGAGAGAGCAGGUCAAGGCCUCGAGGGGGGCGCGACGAAAGGCGGCUGCUUUGGGCGCGCGCGCGCGCCAGAUCUGGGCCGGGUGGGGGCUCCGGCCGGCGGCGGGAGGAGGAGGAGGAGGAGGGCGGCGGCGGCGAGAUGAAGUCGUCGCUGCGGAGCCGGCAGGAGCCGCGGCGGGUCAGCAACGGCGUCAUCAUCGGCGCCAUGCUGCUGUCGCUCUGCGUCCUCAGCAUCGUCAAGGCCAGAUACUGCGCCACCCCCUUCGGCAAGGCCGAGGACCAGCUCCAGGAGCAGAUGAACGCCAGCAUCCGGAUGGAGACGGAGGAGUCGCCGGCAAGGACGCCCGGAGAGGAGGAAGAGGAUGAGGAAAAGGAGGAGGUGCUGCCCAGCACGGCGCCCGCGGUGACCAAGCCGGCCGCCGUGGCCACCCCCACCACCGGCGGCAGGGACAAGAAGGGGAAGGCGAAGCCGACGUGCUACAUGACGAGCAAGCGGUCGGAGCGGUGCGACGCGUCCGGCGACAUUCGGGUGGACGGGAACCGCUCCACCAUCUACGUCAGCGGGAUAGACCGGGAGUGGCGAACCAAGCCGUACGCGCGCUACCACGACCCCGUCGCCAUGGCCCACGUCCGCGAGUACACCCUCAAGCCGCUCGGCGACGGCGCGCCGGCGUGCACCCGGAACCACUCGGUCCCCGGCUUCCUCUUCUCCAACGGCGGGUUCUCCGGCAACCUCUACCACGACUACACCGACGUGCUGGUCCCCCUCUUCAUCAGCACUCACCAGUUCAAGCGCCGCGUCCAGUUCCUCCUCAGCGGGAUGAAGCCGUGGUGGGUGGGCAAGUUCACCCCCUUCUUCCGCCAGCUCACCCGGUUCGACGUCAUCGACGUCGACAACGACCAGGAGGUGCACUGCUUCCCCCGCAUCGUCGCUGGCGCCACCUUCCACAAGGACAUGGGAGUCGACCCGCGGCGGUCCCCGGGGCACGUCUCGGUGGUCGACUUCAAGCGCGCGCUCCGGCGGGCAUUCGGGCUCGAGCGCGAGGCGGCGUCCCGCGGCGGGGCCACGGGCGCCGGGAAGCCCCGGCUCCUCAUCAUCUCCCGCCGCGGGUCCCGGCGGUUCCUGAACGAGCGGGAGAUGGCGCGCGCCGGCGCGGAGGCCGGGUUCGAGGUGCGCGUGGCGGAGCCCGACCAGCACACGGACAUGGCGGGGUUCGCGCGGCUGGUGAACUCGGCGGACGUGAUGGUGGGGGUGCACGGCGCCGGGCUGACCAACAUGGUGUUCCUGCCCCGGGGCGCCGUGCUGAUCCAGGUGGUGCCGUUCGGCGGGCUGGAGUGGCUGACGAGCGUGACGUUCAAGGAGCCGGCGGCGGACAUGGAGGUCAGCUACAUGGACUACGAGGUGAAGCUGGAGGAGAGCUCGCUGAUCGACCAGUACCCGAGGAACCACCAGGUGCUCACCGACCCCUACGCCGUGCACAAGCAGGGGUGGGACGCGCUCAAGGCCGCGUACCUGGACAAGCAGAACAUACGGAUGGACCUGGACAGGUUCAAGAGCGCGCUGCGGGAGGCCAUGAGCAGGCUGCCAUGACCGCCGCCGAUCCAGAGGUGGGAGGAGGAGGUAGAUAGGUUGGUGUAUCUAUCACACCUGUGCCUAGCUUAUGGUCGCUCGCUUAACUUAAAUCUUCUUCUUCUUCUUCCCUGUUUUUUUUUUUGUUUUCUUUUCUGAGCUUCCUUUUUUCUAGCAAGAUUCAUUGGAUCCAUUGUUUUGUUACAUAAAAAGAGGAAUGGGAAAAUGAUGGACAAGCAAAAAAGCAAGAACGUGUCCGAACAUGUUGUAUACAUAGAGGCCAGCUCAAACCCAGCUCAAGAUGUUGAUUUGUUAAUUGCUUAAUUUAUAGAAACCCCUUUGUGAUUAUUGGCUA